CGACUCAACGCGAAACAUGUCCUCACUUUUCUGCGUGCUGGAGGAAAACUAGACAACCGUGUAUUUUCACAAAUCCAGCCUUUAAAAUGUUUAGAUUACAUCCGACAAUUACGAACGUUAUAUCAUCGAGGUACAGUAAUGGCUGAUGGUGAUUGAUUCAGCAUGGAUACUGUUUGCUGUGAUUUCUCCUGAUGUUUCCAACACUUCUGACAUCAUGUGAAGGGAUCCAGAGAGGAUGAAGAGGAGGGGUGAAGAAUACUUACAUAAAGAACCGUGAUGGAGUCUAUUCAGUCACCUGACAUCCCCAUGGACAGGUACUUCAACAGCACCUGGAGAAACCCGUACGGCCAGGAGACUGUCCCGUCACUUUUCAACAGCUCCUUCCGCCUCCAGCACCACAACAGCUUCCACAACAUCCUACUAGGUGUCUUCCUGGGCUUCCUGUCGCUGCUCACGGUCAUCAUGAACAUCCUGGUACUUUACGCUGUGAAGAAGGAGCGUACCCUCCACACGGUGGGCAACCUCUACAUCGUCAGCCUCUCCGUGGCGGAUCUCAUCGUCGGGGCAACCGUGAUGCCCCUCAACCUGGUCUAUCUGCUGGAGGAUGAGUGGAGGCUGGGGAGAGUCGUCUGUCAGUUCUGGCUCAUCAUGGAUUAUGUAGCCAGCACAGCCUCCAUCUUUAGUCUGUUUAUACUUUGUCUGGAUCGGUAUCGGUCCGUUCACGAGCCGCUGAAGUACCUGAAGUACCGGACUAGAGGGAGAGCUAGCGUUAUGAUCUCAGGGGCCUGGCUAAUGUCCAUGACAUGGAUUAUUCCUAUACUAGGGUGGAGGUCCUUCGUUCAGGUCGACCUCAAACCGGAGAUGGAGAAUAAGUGUGACACUGAUUUCCGGUUUGUUACGUGGUUUAAGGUUUUAACUUCAGUGUUUAACUUCUACCUUCCGUCUCUGUUGAUGCUGUGGUUCUACUCACGCAUCUACAUGGCUGUGAGACAGAACUUCAGAGAGAGGGAGAGGAUUAUCAAUCCCACAGAUUCCGUGGUGGACAACAAGAUCGGACACAAAGUCCAAACAGGAAAUAGCCCCUGCGAGUCUAAGAAAGAAAGAAACUCAGACUUUGAUCAGUACACGUUAGACCAGCCAUACGACUCCACAGAUACAGUUGAAACCAACGCACCCAAGGAACCCAAGUCUGGGAAAGACUCUCAUUCCACUCAUUCAGUGCUCAGAAUGACAAAACGUCUGAGGACGACUGUAAAGGACAAAAGAAAGAGCGGCUCUUCGUCUUUCCAGCAGAAGAAUUCGGACUCGGAGACCCCUUUGAACCUGUCCUCUUUACCUCUUGGCUUCACAAACUACGACGACGACAACGUUCAGAAACUCUACGUAUCCGUGAACGACUGCAAGGUAGCCGUGCCGCCAAACUCUGUGGCUGGCGUCUGCGAGAUAACUCAGAUAUCUGACAUGCAGAGAUACACCACCAUGUUCUACAACAACGAGUUCACCCAGUCUGUGAAUUUGUCCCCGUCACCAUGUCUCCAUAAUUCACCCGAGUCACCCCAGCCCCAGGAGGACUCAGAGCCUGAUGAUGGUGCUAACCCGGACGCUGUAGCCAACACUGUGACUCUAAAACAGACCUGGCAGAAGUUCUGUGUCCAGUCCAGGCAGCGUAUCCAGAGCCUUCAGGUCCAUAAGGAGCACAAAGCGGCCAAGCAGCUGGGCUGUAUUAUAGCUGGGUUCAUGAUGUGCUGGAUCCCCUACUUCAUAGUCUUUAUGGUCAUGGCUUUCUGCCAAACCUGUGUACAUCACAACCUACAUAUGUUCACGAUAUGGCUUGGGUAUAUUAACUCUACCUUGAACCCGUUCAUAUACCCACUCUGCAAUGAGAAUUUCAAACGAGUGUUUAAAACUAUCCUACACAUUAAUUUGUGAUGAAAAGUUUUAUGAACAUGAGUGGCAUUUCAAUGUAUUUUCUUGUGAUGCUUUAACUUGUAAUAUGUGUGUUUGAAUGUUUUGAGUGACCUCAAUUUGGUACCUUAAAUGUGUAUAAUUUUGUAAAUAUAAUGCUUAUUAUUUAUUGUCCGCCUAAAUAUUUUUGUACACUAUCAGACCCAGACCCAACAUUAUCGUUCCUACUCUGUGAAAAGACAGAAAGCAUUGCAGCUCUGUAUUUAUGUAUUAUUUAUUCGAAUAACUCUGCUGAAGAAGAAAACUCUACUGAGAAGAAGAACUGCAGAAAAUAAUAACUCUGCAAAAGGAGAAUAACUACAGAAUAAGUAUACCUGCAGAAGGAGAAUAACUGCAGAAGGAGAAUAACUGCAGAAGGAGAAUAACUGCAGAAGGAGAAUAACUGCAGAAGGAGAAUAACUCUGCAGAAAAAGGCACAGAGACAGUUUCAAUACAAUCUGCUUCAAGUGCUUGUCCAUUUCUGGUGAAAACAGAAAUGUGUC
Salmo salar (Atlantic salmon) is the source of this 2447-nucleotide messenger RNA. NCBI's taxonomy places the organism in Eukaryota, Metazoa, Chordata, Actinopteri, Salmoniformes, Salmonidae. The record is from RefSeq and is a predicted model, not a curated record.